AAACAACUCAGUGACCACCAUGAGUUGGAGCUUCCUCACACGUCUCCUGGAAGAGAUCCACAACCACUCCACAUUUGUGGGGAAAGUAUGGCUGACUGUUCUGAUCAUCUUCCGCAUUGUAUUGACUGCUGUAGGGGGCGAGUCCAUCUAUUCAGACGAGCAAUCCAAGUUCAUUUGCAACACCAAGCAGCCCGGCUGCGACAACGUGUGCUAUGACUCGUUUGCACCCCUGUCGCACGUCCGCUUCUGGGUCUUUCAGAUCAUCAUGAUCUCCACUCCAUCCGUGAUGUACCUCGGUUAUGCCAUCCACAAGAUUGCGCGUUCGUCCGAGGACGAGCGACGGAGGUACCGCAAGUACCACAGGAAGAGACAAGGCAGCCGGUGGCGAGACAGCCACCCACUAGAGCAAGCAAUGGAAGAGGAAGAGGAAGACGACGCAGAGCCGAUGAUCUAUGAGGACGCUUCGGAGGUACAGGAAGCGAAGCCCGACGUGACCAACACAGCCAAGGAACCCCCAAAGCAUGACGGCCGGCGAAGGAUCAUGCAGGAAGGGCUGAUGAAGUUCUACGUGAUCCAGCUUUUGUCCCGGGCCGUUUUCGAGAUCGGCUUUCUCAUAGGCCAGUACCUCCUCUAUGGCUUCCGUGUCAACCCGUCAUACGUGUGCAGCAAAGUCCCCUGUCCACACCGCGUGGACUGCUUCAUCUCUCGACCCACCGAGAAAACUAUCUUCCUCCUCAUCAUGUACGUGGUGAGCUGCCUGUGCCUGGUGCUCAACGUGUGCGAGAUGUUCCAUCUAGGCAUUGGCGCAUUCAGAGACACUCUUCGCAGGCGACGGAGCAGGGGCCGCCAGCCGCCCUUCAGCUACGCCUACUCUCGCACCAUCCAGGCCUCUCCGCCUGGUUACAACCUAGUCAUGAAGUCGGACAAGCCAAGCAAGGUGCCCAACAGCCUCGUGUCGCACGAGCAGAACAUGGCGAAUGCGGCUCAAGAGCAGCACUGCGCGAGCCCCGACGAGAACAUCCCCACUGACUUGGCCAGUCUGCACCGGCACCUACGGGUGGCCCAGGAGCAACUGGACAUGGCCUUUCAGACGUACAGCACCAAGAACAACGCCCAGACCUCCAGAACAAGCAGCCCAGUCUCCGGCGGCACUAUGGCGGAGCAGAACCGGGUCAACACGGCCCAGGAAAAGCAGGGCGCCAGGCCCAAGGUGCCCUCGGAGAAGGCGGGAACCAUAGUCAAGAAUGGAAAGACAUCCGUGUGGAUCUGAGAGCUACUACUACCAGGGCUUGACAUUAACUUUUUUUUAUUACUUAUCGGCUACAGUGUCUGCUGGUUCUCCCAAGUCACUUUCAAGCCUUUCAUCCUUUUUACUGGCCACAUUUCUCUUGUGAAGUAUUUUUUUUCUUUACCGUGAUACAUCUUAGCUCAGAAGAUGAAGUGCUAAAACAAGAAUAUUGUGCUAUGGACAUAGCGUCCUACAACCGAAUCUGAAAAAAUACGACAUUUGGCCAAUUGUGAAAAACAAAUACUAUCAUUUUCAAAACAUUCAAUCCAAAAAGUAAAGGAAGAAUUGUGCCUUGACAACAUGCCAAUGGUUAACACAGAGAAAAAGUAUUGUUUUGGGGAGAAUAUAAGCCAAUUUGAAAUUGUAUACAUUUUAAUGUCAAAAAAGUAGGGAAAGGACAAAUAAAAUGCUGUUAAAUUGCCAUUUUAUCAUCUGGUUGUCAUUAUGAUACAGCUUUACUGUUGAAGCAUGACAGAUAAUUCAAUAUGGUGCAAUUAUGUGGCAAUAUGUAAAGGGCUUAUUUCAACAUCCAAUGUAGUGGUUGCUACUAACGCUGUUCAAAACCAUACAUACUGUAUCAUUCAGCAUAAAUUUGAACUCUCCAAAUGAGUAGACCACAGCCAACAAGUUGAAUUAUUAAUCAUCUCUGGCAUGUAUGUGCAAGAGGUUUUUAAAAAAAAAAUCUGUUAACAGUACAUUUGUCCAUUCAUGUUGGUA
Messenger RNA from Engraulis encrasicolus (European anchovy), 2005 nucleotides. RefSeq names its product gap junction protein gamma 2 (gene gjc2). Bases 20 to 1270 code for a protein of 416 amino acids. NCBI's taxonomy places the organism in Eukaryota, Metazoa, Chordata, Actinopteri, Clupeiformes, Engraulidae. Gene Ontology annotation, molecular function: gap junction channel activity. The record is from RefSeq and is a predicted model, not a curated record. The transcript has a single exon. Gene Ontology annotation, biological process: cell-cell signaling. Gene Ontology annotation, cellular component: connexin complex.